AACCCGUGCACGGACUCGGUGAUCGGUCGAAGCAAGCAAAUUUCCAAAGUCGCAGAACAUCAGUGUUAACGGAAGGACGGCCUACCGCCACCGCUACCCAUUCCCCAAACGCCGGAGAUCACUGCGGCCAAUUGGCUGCCCUGCGCUUUCGCAAACACGCCCGGACACCGAAGGUGCCUCGAUGUGCUGACGUUGACGCCUCGUUGGUGCUGGUUUCUCCCGGUCUCGGUUGAGUUGCGCUUCUUUGGCAAUGCUGCAACCACGGUUCCGGCCCUUGGUUGCGGGGAUAGCCUCGCUCCCCUCCCUCUGCCAGAGGGCCCUCCAACUCAACACUAUCAGACGCUACUCGGCCGCGGUGCAAAGCGAGGUCAAGAAUGCGUCUAGCGAAGAUGCCUCCGCCGGCUUCGGCCCCCCCUCCACUCAAAUCGAGGCAGUUAAAAUGCGAACGUACAAGCCGCGGACGCCCGGCCUCCGGCAUCUUAAGCGGCCGAUCAACGACCAUCUCUGGAAAGGCAGGCCAUAUUUGCCAUUAACGAUACCAAAGAAGGGUCACGGGAAGGGUGGCAGAAACAACACGGGUCGAAUCACCAUUAGACAUCGUGGAGGUGGUGUCAAGCGGAGACUCCGUACUCUCGACUUCAAGCGCUGGGCUCCGGGACCGCACUUGGUGGACCGUAUUGAAUACGAUCCAGGCCGGAGUGCUCACAUCGCCUUGCUGACGGAGCAGGCGACGGGCAACAAGACUUAUAUCGUGGCCGCCGAGGGCAUGCGUGCGGGGGACGUGGUGCAGAGCUACCGAGCUGGCAUUCCCCAAGACCUUCUCGACAGCAUGGGCGGCGUCAUCGACCCUGGUAUUCUGGCAGCGAAGACGGCCUGGAGAGGAAACUGCUUGCCCAUGCACAUGAUCCCCGUCGGCACGGUCGUGUACAAUGUGGGGUCCCGCAUGGACGGCGGGGCGGUAUUCUGCCGCAGCGCCGGCACGUAUGCGACCAUCAUCUCCAAGGAGGAGGAGACACGGGACGACGGUACCAAGGUCAUGACCGGGAAGCAUGUCGUUGUCCGGUUGCAGAGCGGCGAAAUCCGCAAGGUCAGCAAAGAUGCUUGUGCCACGAUCGGCGUGGCCAGCAACAUCAUGCACCAAUACAGGCAAUUGGGCAAGGCUGGACGUAGCCGUUUGUUGAACAUCAGGCCCACAGUGAGAGGCUUGGCCAUGAACGCAAAUGACCAUCCCCACGGUGGUGGUCGUGGUAAGUCGAAGGGUAACAGAAACCCCGUCAGCCCAUGGGGCCAACCGGCCAAGGGCGGGUUCAAGACACGCACGAAGAGCAAUAUCAACAAAUGGGUGGUCACGCCUCGGGUACGGAACAUGGGCAAGCGGAGAGACAAGAACAUGGCCUAAUGACUGCGGUGGCUGUGUUGGUGAGCGCUGGGCGACGACAUGUUGUACAUUACGUAGAUCAGCAAUCUUGGUUCUCUGUCAGCGGACUUGGGGUGCGUUCCGCCGGAGCGCCGAUUGAGAGAUGCUUGCGGCCUGGAGGAACACAUGCCCCCGCCUUGGCGCUAAGAAUCGUCGUCAAAUCCUCAAGAAGCCAGCAGCGUGAGCAUCGACGAAUUCGUAAUCCUGAUACCUCGUGCCCGGUGUCGGGGCAGCGGUUGCGCAAGCGCCGAACCACCAAAAUUGACUGGCGUCUAUCACGUAGGUUGGCGGCAAAACCGGGCGUUGCUGGGGCUCGGCGGCUCGGGAGUUGUGAGUUCGGCGUUGGCGCUGGUGAUGGAACUCGGUGGACUCGGCAGCGGCGAAACAUAGAAAGAUGAUUGGCAGAAUAGCCCGAAUCCGGUAACAUCAGUGUCCGACUGCAACUAUUCGCACCGUCUCUAAUUUAUCGAAGUUUGUG
Messenger RNA from Chaetomium fimeti, 1895 nucleotides. RefSeq names its product translation protein SH3-like domain-containing protein. The transcript has 2 exons. The record is from RefSeq and is a predicted model, not a curated record. NCBI's taxonomy places the organism in Eukaryota, Fungi, Ascomycota, Sordariomycetes, Sordariales, Chaetomiaceae. Gene Ontology annotation, biological process: mitochondrial translation. Gene Ontology annotation, cellular component: ribosome; mitochondrial large ribosomal subunit. Bases 251 to 1399 code for a protein of 382 amino acids. Gene Ontology annotation, molecular function: RNA binding; transferase activity; structural constituent of ribosome.